Molecule: messenger RNA, 2811 nt
Organism: Perkinsus marinus ATCC 50983
Lineage: Eukaryota; Perkinsozoa; Perkinsida; Perkinsidae
Exons: 2
Coding region: 1-2811 (936 amino acids)
Source: RefSeq, a predicted model, not a curated record
AUGAGUGUAUCUUCUCGUGACAUUGAGAACAUUGACAUGGAGGCCCAGAACGGCUCCCAACAAAUGGUAGCAGCUCCUUGCUGGAGCCCUAUGUUAUUGGCUAAUCUUGGGAGGACUCAACUUGAAGCUAUUGUUACUAUACGGAAUAUUCCUAAUCCGGGUGGAUCUAUUCAAGAAAUGGCUGCUUAUGUCUAUGAGAAUGAUAAAUGUGUAUUAAACUCAGUAGAGAAGGGCCUUUUCUUGAACGUGUAUCGCAAAGUAUUUGGAACCCCGUAUGUAGAAGAGCCUCAAGCUAUGUCCACGGGAUUGCAGGCUUCUUAUGAUGUCCUUAAUGAGCCUCGAGAAGAAGAUGAUGAUGCACCAAAGGAAUCACCACCUUUGGAUGGUGAUUUGCCGGAGGAUGCGGGUAGUACUGGUAAAGAGGGUGGUCUCUCCUCUAAGGGUCUGGUCUCAUCGGGCUUUGAUUAUGAUUCUGCUAACAAAGCUGUUGAGAGUAUUGUUGGUUCUGAGGAGAAAGGUGGCCAGUUUACUGAAUUCUUGGCCUCUGAAUUUCAGAGGAUGCGGCAAGAAAACAGUGCUGCUCACUCGACUCUGAUAAACGUGAUUGAUAAGCAUAAGGAGUCUAUCGAUGUUGAGAAUGCCUGCCUACGUAAAGAAUUAUCUACCUCGGUGGGUGCGUUAGACGAGAAGGUUUAUAACUCUAUAGAGGAGUUGAGGACUGCUACUAAUGAUAACUUUAAUGCUGUGAAGAUUUGCUUGGACGAUCGCGACCGUCAACACAAUGAAGUGACUUCUAGGUUUGAUCGUCGUCUUGAGGCUAUUGAUCUCAAAUUGACGAAUAUGGGAAGGCCUACUGUGAAGACGGUGCAGGGUGCUCAAGCUUUUGAUUUAAGUCCUGAUCGUGUAGGAGCUCAACAGGUUAUUGGUAGUAAUAACGACUUGAGGAGUCCUUAUGAUAGGCAUGUUACGUUGAGAAAACGUACUGGCUCUGCCUUUAGCUUGAAUGGUAAUGGAGAGCCUAUUGGUCGUGAUGUAGGUCGUAGCAGUCAUGACCAAGGUCUUCCUGUGGCGCCGAAUGCUACCUCUGAUUAUGGUAUGCCUUUGUACGAGCAGGAGAGUCCGACCUUUUCCUUCAACCCCGUUGGUUCUGGUGGUGGGUCUAAGGCAACUACAGAGCAAGGGGCUGGGUAUGUGCAGGGUAAGGCCUUUAAUUCGGAAAUGCCCAAUGGUUCGCUGGGUGAUCCUCGAAAGGCCACUAUUAUUGAAGCCAUUAAUGGUGGGUGGGUUACUCUGCAUGAGCACUACAGCUACUACUUUGAGGACACGGUGGGUGGCAAGGAGAAGAUUAAGACUCUGUUUGGUUGUGACUUUAUGAAUGAGGUCAAUGAUAAUCAAUGCAACGCCCAAGUCAUCAACGACAAGUUCAAGGUGGAAGGCGAGACCUAUCUCCCGGCCUGUGUACAACAGCUUCGUCGCAAGGGUCUUGAUGGCACGACCAGCUCAAUCUCGGUGGGCCAAGACGGUGUUAACCAUGAGGUCAGCUCCCUCUUGGUGGAACCUGCAGUGGUUGGGUGCAUUAUGGCCAUAUGCAUGUGCUGGAAACUCACUAUGUCUGAAGGUAUUGAGGCCUUCCUUGGUGGGUGUAGAGGUGUGUGCUUACGACAAUGUUGGUUAUGUGCUCCGUGGGUCAAGGUUAAGAAAGAUGGUUCACAGUUAGCCACCACGUGGAUUGGUCAAGAGAGUGAUGGCGAGGAAUGGGUGAAUCACUGUGACACUGAGGAGCACACUUACAAGGAGUACAUGCUGAAAAUCUAUGGUCUGUCGUUCCUGGGUAUUACCCAGGCUAUGGUUGAAGGGGCUAGGUGGACUUAUGAGCUGGCCUAUGAAACAUGGAACUCUCAAGGGAGUAAGUUGGCUACUAAUAAGUGCGAUAGAGAAGGUCCGCUGAGUGAAGGCAAGUAUAUGCCUGCCUCUAAGCAUUUAAGGUGUUUGGUGUGUAUUGAUUCUACCAAGACACCCGCCAGUGAUUGGCAACUAUCGGCUCAUUGGUCUGGUGGGUUUGGCAGUAAGAAGGAAACUCAGCACUCCUACUAUAUUAAGCGUGCCUUUUAUGAGGUUAACUAUGUGGGUUCGAGGACUGAUCCAAGGUUUUGUUAUUUGGAGGGUAGACCACCCUUGAUUAGUAACAAGAAUGUGUCUAAAAACCCUACGUGGAUGUCAACUUGGAAAAAGUGCUCGGAUCUGGGUCUCGGUUAUACGGCCUUGACGCUAAGACUGGUUAAGGAGCCUGUCUUUAAGGCGUUGAAUGAGAUUGUGGGUAGGGUCUGUGGUGUUGCAACUGUGGAUCUGCAAGAGUUCUCUCCGUCAACUGAGGACCCCAUUGGUUAUGAAGCCUUGGAUAUUGGUAGUAUCUCCCCGUUGGUGGUUAGGCCGGAUAAAGGAACACCGCCUAUGUCACCAAGCAAGUCGAACAACUUCUUCAGUAAGCUCGUGGAUUUAUCCCAGAGAAGUGAUACUCCUAUGAGUACUGAAAGUGGAAAAGAUGCUCAGACCGGCGACACCCAGGACAAGGUGGGUGAUAUUCAAAGUCAGAUCGAUGAGAUCAAGUCCAAUUUGAGUCGUUUGACUACGAUGGUUGAGGAGGUUCUCCAAGACCGUGGCUCUCGUCAUUGGGUACGUGAAGACUAUCGUGGACGUCCCUAUAAGAAGAGCUGGAGUAAAAGCUAUGGCUCUGAUGACGGUUGGCAUAAGAAGGGUGAUGAUGGUUGGAAUAAGCGCUACUCGAGUGGUAGCUCUGGCAGUCGUUGGUAA